GUUACUGGUUAGAGAAAAGUUAGAAAACGUGGCUGAAAAAUGGCAGAUGGUACAGCUCGUGUUAAAGGAGGUUUCUCCUUUGAAUUGUGUAAAAGAAAUGAGAUGCUAAAGAAAGCAGGAAUGAAGUUUCCUCAACCCAAGAAAACUGGUACAACUAUUGCUGGUAUCGUGUUUAAAGAUGGCGUCAUUCUGGGAGCAGACACACGUGCUACUGAGGGAACUGUCAUUGCUGAUAAGAAUUGUGCUAAAAUUCAUUACAUUUCAAAGAAUAUUUACUGCUGUGGUGCUGGUACAGCUGCUGAUACAGAAUACACGACUGAAACCAUAUCGUCCGACAUAGAGCUACACAGACUAUCCACCGGACGCAAACCCAGGGUUGCUACUGCCUGCAGAUUAUUAAAACAAUAUUUAUAUCGUUAUCAAGGUCACAUUGGUGCUUACCUAGUGUUAGGGGGCGUGGACACAACUGGACCACACCUCUUUACAGUACAUGCACAUGGCAGUACUGAUAAACUACCCUACGUUACUAUGGGAUCUGGUUCUUUAGCAGCAAUGGCUGUAUUUGAGUCUCACUAUACUCCUAAUAUGGGGGUUGAAGAAGGGAAGAAACUUGUCCGCGAUGCAAUUGCUGGUGGUAUUUUUAAUGAUCUGGGUUCUGGUAGCAAUGUUGAUUUAUGUGUUAUCACUGCUGAUGGUGUGGACUAUAUCAGACCUUAUGAUGUUGCUAAUGUUAAGGGAGAAAGGGUUGGUGAUUACACAUAUAAGAGGGGUACAACAGCUGUGCUAGAUACUACUGUGAGGCACUUUGAGAUCGUUAGCGAGAGAGUCCAGUCGACUGAAUCAAUGGAGACAUGAACUGUUAUACUCCCUUAUUUUAUAACUGUCAGACUACUAGUUAUUAGUUUAUUACAAUCAAUAAAUUGAUUUUUAAUAACUA
Messenger RNA from Amphimedon queenslandica, 937 nucleotides. Its product is annotated as proteasome subunit beta type-7-like. Gene Ontology annotation, cellular component: cytoplasm; proteasome core complex. The coding region runs from base 40 to 855 and encodes 271 amino acids. NCBI's taxonomy places the organism in Eukaryota, Metazoa, Porifera, Demospongiae, Haplosclerida, Niphatidae. The record is from RefSeq and is a predicted model, not a curated record. The transcript has 11 exons. Gene Ontology annotation, molecular function: threonine-type endopeptidase activity.